This is a messenger RNA of Medicago truncatula (barrel medic), 753 nucleotides long. RefSeq names its product F-box/LRR-repeat protein At4g14103. Lineage: Eukaryota; Viridiplantae; Streptophyta; Magnoliopsida; Fabales; Fabaceae. The record is from RefSeq and is a predicted model, not a curated record. The transcript has a single exon. Bases 1 to 753 code for a protein of 250 amino acids. Gene Ontology annotation, molecular function: protein binding.
AUGGAAAACGAAAAUAAUAGUAAGAGGAAGAAUACUACCAACACCAUCAACGAUUUCCACGACGAUAUACUAACUCAUAUAAUCUCUUUUCUACCGAUCAAAGAUGCUUUCAGGACAACCCUUCUUUCAAAGAGAUGGGUUCUAUUGUGCCGCUCACUCCCCGUUCUCCACAUCAACGAUGAUGGCGUGAAAAAUGAAAAGGACUUGAUUCAGUUCCGUCAAAUGUUGGAUGCCGUUAUGUUUUCCCCACGCUCUCAGGACAGUACCCACAAAUCUUUUAAACUCACGUGUUGUUCAAUCCUCUGGGAUGCUAAUGUUGAUUGUUUCAAUAUGGACAAAUGGAUUGAAGCUGCAACAGGACUCCGCGUCGAGUAUCUUUAUCUACACUUGUUUGAAAAUCCUUUGACACUUACCAUUUUCUGCUGCAAAACACUUGUGGUUCUACAUUUGACAGAUAUUCAUGUGCCCAAUAUGUUUGAUUGUUCUCUUCAUCUUCCGCUUCUGAAAAUCCUAUAUCUGUUUUCUGUUCGUUUCCAAGAUUCGGUAGAUUUCACGAAACUCCUUUAUGGAUGUCCCAAAUUGGAUUGUUUGAGUACACUUUUUGUAGAGCCUGCUGUUACAACUUUUGAAGCAAAUGCCGGUAUUACAGCGGAAGGGUACUUUAACCCGUUAUCCAACUUGAUCAGUGCCGUUGUCGAUGUUCCAUACAAAGCAGUUUCUAAUGUCAAGUUUCUAAGUGUAUUUGGGGUAUGA